Molecule: messenger RNA, 1971 nt
Organism: Bathycoccus prasinos
Lineage: Eukaryota; Viridiplantae; Chlorophyta; Mamiellophyceae; Mamiellales; Bathycoccaceae
Product: sia-alpha-2,3-Gal-beta-1,4-GlcNAc-R:alpha 2,8-sialyltransferase
Exons: 1
Coding region: 1-1971 (656 amino acids)
Molecular function (GO): sialyltransferase activity
Source: RefSeq, a predicted model, not a curated record
AUGCCGCCAACUGCGAGUAAGAAGGCGUCUAGGAAACAGAACAAACUCGUCCGUCUCGCCUUGAUCUUCGUCGCAGUAGUUAUCGCGUUUUACAAAUUCGAUCAGGUUCACUCAAACUAUUCGCUCUCUUCGCACCAGUAUAACAACAAUCACGACUACGAAAGAGAUACCCUCGAGGAUGGUGGUAGCAGCAUAGAAACGAGCAGCAGUAGUAGUAGCGAUAAUAAUAAUGCAGCGUCCUUGUCUGCUGGAACAGAGGAUAUAUACGACGAGUUUGGGGAGAAAAAAGCAACCGCGCGAGAGGAAGUAGAGGACGACGACGAGGUCCUUUCUUCUUCUGUCUCUUCUUCUGCUCAGCUUUCGUCGAAAGCAGCUCACGGUGGACGGCGCUCGAAGAAAGGUGGAAGUAGAAAUGGUGGUGGUGGUAGUAGUGGUAGUAGUAGUAGUAGUAGUAGUGGAGUCGUGGAAAACGAUCACGUGUCGCUCUUAUCUCGCCUGAGAGGUAACAAAGCCGGGGCGGCGAGGAAGGACGGCGCGUACUCGGCGGGAACGAACUACGGGUCAGCUUCGCUCGGUGAUUCCGCGCAAAGGAAAGCGGCUUUGGACCGCAUUCACAACACGAAACUCCGCAAUGUCGCAGAAUUUGAUAAAUACGUAGAAAGUUUGGAACAGAAAGGAGUUUUACAAGCGUUCGGGUUCACUGGUUCGGAUGAAACGCACAUGAUGCCUUCAAACGACCACGAUUUUGCCGUGGACGACGGCUCGUGCGCCGGCUAUAACUGGUGCGGACGACACGGUGUUUGCGUGCAAUCGAAAUGUUUGUGCGUGACACUUUGGGAAGGCGAACGAUGCGAGAAACCAAAACACAUGCCAAGUGGCAUGCACGCUAUUUUUAAAGGACAUCACAUAGUUAAUAGAGAGCGAUUGAGAGAAAUAGAUGACAUGGUUUUGCGAUACCAGACAAACCCAAAAGCUUCCGGAGGUACGCACGCGUUCGCUUUACCGGUGAGCAAAGAUUUGGUGCGUUUUGCUCCAGCCAAAGAUCCAUUCCGUGGACGCGUGUAUAAGCGAUGCUCGGUGAUAGGAAACGCGGGGAUGUUGAAAAAGUACAAAUUUGGACCGACGAUAGACUCGACAGAUUUAGUCAUUCGCUUCAAUCUGGCUCCGACGGAAGGGUACAAAAAAAUAGUCGGGACGAAAACGACCCUACGCUUUGUGAACACUAUCCAUGCCGGGUAUCACGAAGAUAACGAAGUCGAUGUCAUGCAAAUGCAAUCUCAAGUAGGCGUUCAACUCUACAUCAAGUUCCGAAAAGAGGCGCCGAAACAACCACUCGUCGCGUUUGAUCCUCAAUUCUCAGAGUUUGUUUCUUCCAACGUCGCAACCUUACCGACAGGAGGGUACUUUGCCAUUUGGUUUGCCUUGUGCAACUGCGUGAAAGUGGACGUGUAUGGUUUUCACUUCAGACCUGGAUAUGGCGUUUCGCAUCACUAUUUUAACGCGGAAAAACCAAGAAAAGGGAAGGUGGCCAUCCACGAUUACGAUUUGGAGUACGCGCAAAUCAAAAAGCUCGCCAAAAAAGGAUUUUUAACGCUAGCUGAACCUUGCGUGAGUGGAUGUCCAGAACACACUGGUAUUAAGCCAGCAAACCUGGCACCCGGUGGAUCGUGCUCGUGCAAAGCAAAUAAUCCUUUGCCGGUGGCGUUGCCCGGAUUUUGCAGGCCUCCGGGAACGUGGAGUUGCUUCUUAAAAUGCAACGGCGGUGAAUCGGAAUGUCCUGGCGGUUUACACGUAUACGUCAAGGAUUCAGCUAAAUUAGAUAAAGUAGGCAUUCCCGUUGAAGCGGUUGACAAUGGCGACGCUGGUGAUUGUCCGGCAUCAAUGAGAGAUGAGGCUUAUAGCGAGUUACGCAAGUGUGCGGUGAUGAGCGACGUGCCCAGUGAAUUUUUAUCGAAGCAUUAUUUAGUUUAG